UUUUUUUGAAAUGUCAACAGAAAACGAACAGAAUGAGGGUGGGGAAGAAGUUAAAAAAGAAAUUGUUUAUCCCUUAAGUGUGACUUAUUGUGGAGCCUGUACAAUGCCUAUAGAAUAUUGCGAAUUUAGUGGAAUGUCUGAAAAGUGUAAACAGUGGUUAAUUACCAACCUUCCUGAGGUUGCAACAGAACAGUUAAAAAUUGAUGAGAGUGGGGAAGGGGAACAACAAACGGAGAAGAAACAUCAGAAAAGAGGCGGUAAAGGUUCUACUUCAUCAACAUUAUCGUCAAAACAAGGCAAAAAAGGACAAAAAGAAAUUAAACAAAAAAUUACUUUAAAAACAGAAACGCGAAGCAAAAAUAAAUCUGUGACAAUAGUUAAAGGGCUUUUAACUUGCAAUAUUGAUUUAAAAACGGCCUCCAAAUUAUUUUCUAAUAAAUUUGCUUGUGGUUGUUCUGUUGCGGGUACUGAUGAAUUGGUUAUUCAAGGAGAUUUUAAGGACGAACUUUUCGAAUUAAUACCUGAAAAAUGGGGUAUAGACGAGGAUGCUAUAGAGGAUUUGGGUGGUGAACCACAACAAAAGAAAUAA
Messenger RNA from Meloidogyne enterolobii, 589 nucleotides. Lineage: Eukaryota; Metazoa; Nematoda; Chromadorea; Rhabditida; Meloidogynidae. The record is from the annotation of a GenBank genome assembly.